Musa acuminata subsp. malaccensis (wild Malaysian banana) is the source of this 904-nucleotide messenger RNA. RefSeq lists its product as uncharacterized. The record is from RefSeq and is a predicted model, not a curated record. Lineage: Eukaryota; Viridiplantae; Streptophyta; Magnoliopsida; Zingiberales; Musaceae.
UCACCGAGGGAGAGGAGCGAAUCGUUCGAAAUGGAGUCCCCUGUUUCGAUGCCCUCGAGCCCUGCUGCUGAAGAGAGUGGGGAGAUGGAGGUGGAGGAGCCGAUGGUAGCGCCCAUGGAAGAGGAAGAACGGGAGGAGGUGAAUGCCCACUGGAGGGGGUGGAGGGAGCGCGAGCCGUGGCCGCGGAAGAGCGGCGGGGUGAUGCUGGAGGGGUACGUGGACGCGGGAGACGGCGGCGACUUGGCGUCGGGUGGCGUCGCUAGGACGAAGAGCUUGACGGAUGAGGACUUGGAGGAGCUCAAGGGGUGCCUCGACCUGGGGUUCGGGUUCAGCUACGAGGAGAUCCCCGAGCUCUGCAACACGCUCCCGGCGCUGGAGCUCUGCUACUCGAUGAGCCAGAGAUUCUUGGACGAGCAGCAACAACAGCAGCUAUCGCUAGAUCGUUCCUCCUCGGGCGAGUCCAUGGAUCUGUGCCCGUCGCCCCCGUCUCCUCCCAUAGCCAACUGGAGGAUCUCCAGCCCAGGAGAUGAUCCAGAUGAAGUUAAAGCAAGGCUGAGGUAUUGGGCUCAAGCGGUGGCUUGUACCAUUAGGUUAUGCAGCUGAUACAAAGGCUGCAUCUUUCUUGACCGCUUCUGGUUGUGAGAGGAACGAAUCCGUCGGAGUCGAACACCGAGCCCAUCUUCGACAGAGUGAAUCCAUCCUCUGUGCCUUCGGAUGCCGCUGUACUUUUGCCGGAGAGAGUUCCUCGUCGGAGUCCCACACGGAGGCAGGAAAGAGAGGAAUCGUACUCUGUGUCGAGGGAGAGCGAGACACUAAUGUUGGAAGUUGCCGUCCUGUAGAAGCUACGUAUUUCUUAACGUUUCAUGUAUUAUUGUAAAUAUGAAUAAAAAAUAUUCUUUUUUCA